AAUUCUAUUCCCUAUUCCUAUUGCCUGUUGCCUGGCAUUGUGUGAUAGACUUUAUUGCUAUACCCUCGUUGCCAUCGCGAUUCGUUUGUUUAUGGCGAAGGGUCGCGUGAUUCGCGUCAGCUUUUGCGUCGUGCGAGUUGCGACACGACUCGUGCCAGUCGUGCCCACUGUCACUGUGUUGUCAGCCUAUCCCCAACACUGGCUGUCGCUGGCUGUUUCGUCCGGAAUCUUGCAAGUUCUUGCAACACUGCUCGUGCCGGCAGAUUAGUUUUACGAGGAUUUUUCGAAUGUAAGUGUAUAAGCAAUAGUAGUAUACAAUUAAUAACAUCGGUGAUUCUUUAAGAAUAUUCUUACUAGUAUCAUACUUUUCACAAUGUAAUUCAUUACAUUUUUAUCAAAGAGUGCUUUUGUUUAUGUUUGCUGCUGGGUAUGUUAACCUCACUAAUUUUCAACUUCAUAGCAGUAUACAAUGUCAGAAAUGGACGCUGAACCCGGAACAUCUAAAGAGUGCGAGAAAGAAAAUGUACCGGCUGUUUUGAAUGGCGAAUUAUUCGUCAUAAAAAGUACAGAUGGCAAUAAAAUUACAGCUCAAUGUGAGCUUUGCAAUGCCAAACAUAAGAAAACAAUGAUAAAAGGUGCAAUAAAUGCGACAUCGAAUUUUCGUUUACACCUAAAGGUAAAGAGAUUACAUCCCAUAGAAUUCAAGAAAUUCGCCGAGAAGUCGAUAAAAUUUAAUCGUAAAAAAAGAAAAGUGGCAAAUGAAUAUGAUGAAUCU
Vollenhovia emeryi is the source of this 775-nucleotide messenger RNA. RefSeq lists its product as uncharacterized. The annotation marks the transcript as partial. The transcript has 2 exons. The record is from RefSeq and is a predicted model, not a curated record. Lineage: Eukaryota; Metazoa; Arthropoda; Insecta; Hymenoptera; Formicidae.